Camelina sativa (false flax) is the source of this 1539-nucleotide messenger RNA. RefSeq names its product pentatricopeptide repeat-containing protein At1g02060, chloroplastic. Gene Ontology annotation, cellular component: mitochondrion. The record is from RefSeq and is a predicted model, not a curated record. Gene Ontology annotation, molecular function: protein binding; mRNA binding. Lineage: Eukaryota; Viridiplantae; Streptophyta; Magnoliopsida; Brassicales; Brassicaceae. Gene Ontology annotation, biological process: RNA processing; mitochondrion organization.
CUCUCUAUUUUGCUUAAGCGUGGCAGAACUGCUAUGGCCCAUGACUUGUUCGACGAAAUGCGUCGUACCUACGGGGUCACCCCAGACUCUUUUACUUUCAACAUAUUGAUUAAUGGCUUCUGUAAGAAUUCCAUGGUGGACGAAGCCUUUCGGGUUUUUAAGGAAAUGGAGCCGUAUCAUUGCGAUCCUGAUGUUGUUACAUAUAACACCAUCAUCGAUGGGUUAUGCAGAGCCGGCAAGGUCAAGAUUGCGCAUAAUGUUUUGAAUGGAAUGAUGAAGAAAGCUACGGACGUGCAUCCCAACAUUGUUAGUUACACUACCCUGCUGCGAGGGUAUUGUAUGAAGCAGGAUAUUGAUGAAGCAUUGCUUGUGUUUCGUCAAAUGCUGUGUAGAGGGCUGAAACCCAAUGCUGUUACUUACAAUACUCUGAUCAAGGGGCUCUCGGAGGCUCAGAGGUAUGAUGAAAUCAAAGAUAUCUUGAAUGGAGGGGAUGAUCCAUUUACCACUUUCACUCCAGAUGCCUGCACUUUUAAUAUUCUGAUCAAAGUUCACUGCGAUGCUGGACAUCUGGAUGCAGCUAUGAAGGUGUUCCACGAAAUGGUGGAUAUCAAGUUGCAUCCUGAUUCAGCUUCAUAUAGUGUUUUGAUCCGUACUUUGUGCCUGAGAAAUGAAUUUGACAGAGCCGAGAGGUUGUUCACUGAGUUAUUUGAGAAGGAAGUACUGUUAGGCAAGGAUGGAUGCCUGCCUCUUGCUGCUGCUUAUAACCCGAUGUUCGAAUACUUAUGUGCCAAUGGAAAAACGAAACAAGCUGAGAAAGUUUUCAGACAGCUGAUGAAACGAGGAGCGCAAGAUCCACCCUCUUACAGGACUUUGAUCAUGGGUCACUGCAGAGAAAGUAAAUUCAAGGCUGCUUACGAGCUGUUGGUUCUCAUGCUGAGGCGGGAAUUUGUACCUGAUCUUGAAACCUACGAGUUAUUGAUUGAUGGGUUAUUGAAGAUAGGUGAAGCUCUUCUUGCUCACGAUACCCUGCAAAGGAUGCUAAGGAGCUCUUAUCUUCCGGUUGCAACCACUUUCCAUUCUGUACUUGCAGAACUUGUGAAAAGGAAAUUUGCUAACGAGUCCUUCGGCUUGGUAACGCUAAUGUUGGAAAAACAAAUACGACAGAACAUUGAUCUUUCAACGCAUGCUGUCAGAUUGCUUUUUAGCAGUGCACAGAAGGAGAAGGCGUUUCUGAUUGUUAGGUUGCUUUAUGAUGACGGGUAUUUGGUUAAGUUGGACGAAUUACUUGAUUUCCUAUGCGAGAACAGAAAACUUGUUGAUGCGCACACACUUGUUCUGUUUUGUCUGGAAAAGAGUCAAAUGGUAGAUAUUGAAACCUGCAACACAGUCAUAGAAGGGCUCUGUAAGCAUAAGAGGCACUCUGAAGCGUUUAGUUUAUACAAUGACUUAGUAGAACUGGGAAACCACCAACAGCUUAGCUGCCAUCUGAUUCUGAAAAAUUCCUUAGAGGCUGCUGGAAAGUGGGAAGAACUACAGUUU